AUGGAAGAAGCAUCCACAGCAGGAGCUGCUGAUGAAGAUAAGCGCGGAAAGGAGGAGAAUGACAAGAGAAUGGACAAGGAUGGCAAGGUGGCGUUCCAUCACCUGUUCAAGUAUGCAGACAACACGGAUGUGGCACUGAUGCUGGUUGGCACCAUAGCAUCACUUGCAAGUGGCAUGUCCCAGGUGAUCAUGACGAUCAUCUUCGGGCAGAUGGUAGAUGCCUUUGGGAAAUCAUCCCCCAGCAACAUUCUACAUCAAGUCAACAAGGCGGUACUAUAUUUUGUCUACUUGGGCAUUGGAUCAGGAGUUGUCUGUUUUCUCCAGGUAUCAUGUUGGGCCAUCACUGGGGAAAGACAAGCCACUCGCAUUCGAUCUUUGUAUCUCAAGACAAUUCUGAGACAAGAUAUGACAUUCUUUGACAAGGAAAUGACAACUGGACAAGUUGUCUCCAGUAUCUCUGCUGACACUACACUAAUCCAAGGUGCUAUUGGUGAGAAGGCUGGGAAGUUUCAACAGCUUGUUACCACUUUCCUGGGUGGUUUCGUGCUAGCAUUCCUCAAAGGCUGGCUUCUCACCCUCGUCAUGCUUUCUACCAUACCACCAUUCAUCUUUGCAGCUGGAAUUGUCUCAAAGAUGUUAGCUGAAGUAUCUAGUGAGGGCCUAGCAUCAUACAGACAAGCAGGGGAUAUUGUUGAACAAACAGUUGGAUCCAUAAGAACGGUGGUAUCCUUCAAUGGUGAAAAGAAAGCCAUUGGCCUCUACAACGAUCUGGUAAAGAAAGCAUACAAGGGUGCGGUUAAGGAAGGGUUUAUCCAAGGCUUUGGCAUGGGUUUCCUUAACUUAGUCUACUUCUCCAGCUUUGGAUUAAUUGUAUGGUAUGGCAGUAAGCUAAGCCUCAGUAAAGGAUACAGUGGAGCGGAUAUCAUGAACAUCUUGUUUGGUAUCAUGAUAGGUGCAAGUGAAAAAGUUAACGAGUUAACACAUUUCUAUAUCAUGUAUGAAGAAGCAAGUCAGGUUGCAACUGAGGCGAUUGGUAGCAUCAGAACAGUAGCAUCUUAUUGUGCUGAGAAGAAAGUGAUGACAAAAUACAAUCAGAAAUGUCAAGCUUCUAGACAUCAGGGAAUAAGAACGGGGAUAGUUGGAGGCAUUGGUUUUGGUUUCUCAUAUAUGAUGUUGUUCAUGACCUCUGCUCUUUGCUACUACAUUGGUGCAAAGUUUGUUAGUCAAGGCAAUUCUACUUUUGGCGAUGUCUUCAAGGCUUUCUUUUCUUUAGUUGUGGCCAUGCUGGGAGUAUCAGCGACUGCUGCUAUGGCUUCUGACUCAAGCAAGGCAAAGGAUUCUGCUUCUUCCAUAUUUGAAAUCUUAGAUAGGAAAUCUCAAAUUGAUUCCAGCAGCAACAAAGGUUUAACCUUGGAGCUUGUCAAGGGUGACAUUGAAUUCAUGCAUAUCAGUUUCAGAUACCCAUCCCGUCCAGAUGUUCUAAUCUUCAGUGACUUUACCUUGAGCAUCCCUUCUGGGAAGACUGUGGCACUUGUUGGUCAGAGUGGCAGCGGCAAGUCUACAGCAAUCGCUUUACUAGAGCGUUUUUAUGAUCCUGAUUAUGGUGUAAUCUUAUUAGAUGGAGUAGAAAUCAAGAAACUAGAGAUCAGUUGGCUGAGGGACCAGAUGGGAUUAGUUAGCCAAGAACCAGUACUUUUCAAUGGUACGAUACGUGCCAACAUAGCUUAUGGAAAGAAUGAAGAAGUGAGUGAGGAAGAGAUUGUGGCAGCUGCUCAGGCAGCAAAUGCACAUGAGUUCAUAUCAAGUAUGCCACAGGGGUACAGCACCGGUGUAGGAGAGAGGGGAACCCAACUAUCAGGUGGGCAAAAACAGAGGAUAGCCAUUGCAAGGGCUAUCCUCAAGGAUCCUAGGAUACUACUCCUGGAUGAAACGACGAGCGCAUUGGAUGCUGAGUCAGAGAGCAUCGUUCAAGAAGCACUGGACCAUGUGAUGAUUGGAAGGACAACCGUCGUCGUUGCACACCGCCUCUCCACAAUCCAAGGAGCUGAUAUCAUUGCAGUCCUCAAGGAUGGUGAAAUUGAGGAGAAGGGGAAGCACGAGGCACUGAUGGGGAUUGCUGGUGGAGCUUAUGCUUCACUUGUGGAACUUCAUCACAAAUCGUAAUGUAACAUAAUGCAAAGAUGAAGGUAAUGGGGGCAAUUUGAGCCAUCAUGAUUUUUGGUUGUCAUGAUUUUACA
Molecule: messenger RNA, 2237 nt
Organism: Oryza brachyantha (malo sina)
Lineage: Eukaryota; Viridiplantae; Streptophyta; Magnoliopsida; Poales; Poaceae
Product: ABC transporter B family member 21-like
Exons: 9
Coding region: 1-2163 (720 amino acids)
Biological process (GO): transmembrane transport
Cellular component (GO): membrane
Molecular function (GO): ATP binding; ABC-type transporter activity; ATP hydrolysis activity
Source: RefSeq, a predicted model, not a curated record